Molecule: messenger RNA, 1098 nt
Organism: Myripristis murdjan (pinecone soldierfish)
Lineage: Eukaryota; Metazoa; Chordata; Actinopteri; Holocentriformes; Holocentridae
Gene: alx3
Product: ALX homeobox 3
Exons: 4
Coding region: 1-1098 (365 amino acids)
Biological process (GO): regulation of transcription by RNA polymerase II
Molecular function (GO): DNA-binding transcription factor activity, RNA polymerase II-specific; RNA polymerase II transcription regulatory region sequence-specific DNA binding
Source: RefSeq, a predicted model, not a curated record
AUGGAGACGGAAAGUUGUUUGUCUUUCUCUUCGCAGACGAGCAGGACAACGCCAGAAAACUCUCCGGGACUCGAGCACGGAGGCUCCAGCUCCUUUCUUCCCUGUGAUGAGCUGCAGAAAUCCUCGCACCUUCCUCUCCCUCACCGUCUCAGUCUGCGCGGGGAUUUCUACUCUUCCACCAUGGGAAGGUUUGCGGACGCUCCGGCGGACUUUACGCACGGCGCUGCCCCGGCGAACCCUCCCGCCUCACCGGCCAAACACAACAAGUUCUUGGACAAUAUAAGUCAGGAUCAAAAAGGGAGAGCAAUAAGUGCGAAGCCGGUAUUUUAUGAGAGCAACUCGGAAGUCAGAGAGAAAGCGGCUCCAAAAACCAUGGGCUAUCCCGUGAUUGGCUCAGACUGCUGUGCCAAGCUAAAAGAGCCAGCCAGUGGUAUACAGGGCGAUUCGAUUGCCGACUCAAUCGACCUAUCAGGCAAGAACAAGAAGCGGCGCAACCGCACCACUUUCAGCACCUUUCAGCUGGAGGAGCUGGAGAAAGUGUUUCAGAAGACACACUACCCUGAUGUUUACGCCCGGGAGCAGCUGGCCCUGCGGACCGAGCUUACCGAGGCUCGGGUGCAAGUUUGGUUCCAGAAUCGCAGAGCCAAGUGGAGGAAACGGGAACGCUAUGGGAAGAUCCAGGAAGUGCGCAACCACUUUGCUGCUACAUAUGAUAUCUCCCUUCUCCCUCGUCAUGAUACAUACCAGAUGCAGGGCAACUUGUGGCCGGGGGCGGCUUCAGGAGGAGGCGGUGGCUCCGGUGGGGGUUGCGUCCUGGGGGCCGACUCCAUCCCCUCGUCCUGCAUGAGUCCUUACUCCCACCCCCACAGCAAUCUGCCGGGCUUCAUGGGCAUGCCCACGUCUCCCAGCCACCCACACCACCACCACCACCCACCUCACCACCCGGGCAUCAACGGCCUCUACUCGCUCCACGGCUUCCCAGGAGGCCUCGGGCCGCCUUCCAUCGAGGGGCCUGAGACCGAAUACAAGCCAACGGGCCUGGUGGCGCUGCGGAUGAAAGCGAAGGAGCCGGGCAGCCUCCUAUCCUGGCCUACAUGA